AUGGAGGGCGCUAUCUUAUUAGCUCGCCAGAACGGGGGCACGUCCCCCGCGGACCAGUUUCUGAGCCUCAUCCAGAAUCCAUUCAGUUCUGCUUUCCAACUCAAUGCGUUCUGGGCGUCGUUUGGUACAUCCAUAGGACUGACGCUUCUUCUCGCGGCGAUCUUCUCCCUCUUUCGCCCCCGCAACUCCCUCGUUUAUGCUCCCAAACUCAAGCAUGCGGACCGGAAACAUGCGCCCCCUCCCCUGGGCAAGGGUCUGUUGGCCUGGCUCACUCCUGUCCUAAAAACGACGGAAAGCCAGCUCGUGGACUGCAUUGGCCUCGAUGCCACAGUGUUCCUCCGCUUCACCAGAAUGUGCCGGAACAUGUUUCUGGUUACUAGCAUCAUUGGCUGCUUCAUCAUGAUUCCUGUCAAUGUCUCUCAGAGUAACACAUCGAGAGUGCCGGGUAUCAAUACCUUUGUGACCAUGACCCCACAGUUUAUCUCUACCAGGGCCAUAUGGAGCCAUGUCGUUUGUGCUUGGAUAUUUGAUAUUAUCGUUGCCUACUUCCUCUGGCGCAACUACAGGGCCAUUUCUGGUCUAAGGAGACAUUAUUUCCAAAGCUCGGAGUAUCAGAAAAGUCUCCAUGCCAGAACUAUUUUGGUCAGGCAUAUACCGCCAGAUUACAGAACGGAUGAGGGCCUCCUGCGCUUGACAGACGAGAUCAACGUGACACCUUCAGUACCCCGAACCUCGACCGGCCGCAACAUGAAGCACCUGCCAAAGCUGAUAGCAGAACAUGAGAAGAUGGUCAGACAGCUUGAAGCAGUACUGGCCAAGUAUUUUAAAGAUCCAGACCGACUCCCCCCGAAACGACCCACUUGUCGUCCAUCGAGAAAAUAUCAGGAGGAGCAUGGCUCAAACAAAGUCGACGCGAUUGACUACCUCACCGAUCGCAUUAGGGACCUCGAAGUUGAAAUCAAGUAUGUUCGCGGAUCGAUUGAUACCCUGAAUGCCAUGCCGUACGGAUUCGCUAGCUGGGAAUCAAUCGAAAAUGCCCAUGCGGUGGCGUAUGCUGCCCGAAACAAGCAUCCGCAUGGCACGACGAUCACUCUAGCGCCACGACCCAACGAUAUCAUCUGGGAUAAUUUGUCCCUGACCCACAAAAGCCUGAAAUGGAAACGCUUCAUCAACUUCAUCUGGUCGACCGUGCUGACCGUGCUGUGGAUCGCGCCUAACGCAAUGAUAGCCAUUUUCCUGUCUGAUUUAUCCAACUUGGGGCGGGUCUGGAAAGGAUUCCAAAGAUCGCUUUAUUCGAACCCGAAAACCUGGGCAGCGGUACAAGGUAUUGCAGCUCCUGCGCUUACAUCUUUAAUCUAUUUGGUCCUUCCUAUCGUCUUUAGACGUCUUGCAAUCCGCGCCGGAGACAUUACCAAGACUUCGCGGGAGCGCCAUGUCAUUCAUAGCUUAUACGCUUUUUUUGUGUUUAACAACCUGGUGGUAUUUUCGCUAUUUUCGGCGAUUUGGGCGUUUGUGACCGCAGUGAUCGAAGCGAGAAAUAACAAUAGUGACGUCUGGGACGCGCUCGUCAAGGGACAGCUCUUUCUUAAGAUUAUGACAGCACUUUGCCAGGUCUCCCCUUUUUGGGUCACUUGGCUCCUGCAGAGAAACCUAGGUGCCGCAAUCGACCUUAUCCAGAUUGUCAACAUGGCAUCCAUCUGGUUUGCCAAGUGGUUUAUGACAUUGACUCCCAGACAAAUGAUCGAAUGGACGGCUCCGCCCCCAUUCCCCUACGCAAGCUAUUACAACUAUUUCUUAUUCUAUGCGACAAUAGCACUCUGCUUCGCGACGUUGCAACCAAUGGUUCUCCCCGUAACCGCACUCUACUUCGCAGUCGACUCCUGGCUCAAAAAGUACCUCCUGCUCUACGUUUUCGUCACCAAAAAUGAAUCAGGAGGCCAAUUCUGGCGUGUCCUCUUCAACCGUUUGCUCUUCGCCGUGAUUCUCUCCAACUUCGUCAUGGCCCUAGUUGUGAAAUCCAGGGGAACCUGGACAAUGGUUUUCUGCCUCGUCCCUCUCCCAUUCCUCAUGCUCGGGUUCAAAUGGUACUGCAGGCGCACCUUUGACGAUGGCCUGAUGUACUAUAGCCGUCUAAUAGCGUCUGACGUAGAGUCCCUCGGCCCGGGCAAAUCAGGAAAGAAGGCUGAACGAAUCGCCUCCAAAUUCGGCCAUCCGGCCCUCUACAAACCGCUGAUGACGCCAAUGGUCCACGCAAAGGCGGCUGAGGCGCUGGAGAAGAUCCUCAAUGCACGCCAAGGUGCCGGGGUUAGCGUCAAUGGCGCCCCCAUCACAGGCGAGUACUCCGAUAUUGCUCUGCACAACAUGUCCUCGAACGAACCGGGCAGAGCAUCUCGACCACCGGCCAAUGCACCGUUUGAAAUGGUCCCCGAGAACCAGCUUGACUUUUCCUAUUUCAAAGACAGGCCUGACUUCCGCGAUGAGUUUGGCGGUGGCAUCUACGGGCGGCCGGAGGAUGUGAUAAGUGAGCGGUCCCACACGCCAAGGAGCUUUUUUAAUGAUUUGGAUACGCCGGCUUCCUCGCGGUCGCCAUCGCCUGUUCGUGUUUCACGGCUGAGCAUUGGUGGCGGAGAAGUGCCGGAAGAUGGAACAAACCCUCAUGGGCACGCGAGGACGCCUGAUAGCAACACUAUGCCGGUAGUUCCUAGAAUGGCACGGCCCCCUUUGAGUCGGCAGGGGACAUCGGAGGGCCAGAUACGGCCGUUCUACAAUAUGUCGAAUAACGAGAGCGAGAAUCACCUUCUAAACAACAUCGAAACUCCACCUGUUCGAUCAUCCACUGAUAUCGCGUCGUAUGAUCGAUGGGGGUCGAAUCGUACUGGUACUUCUUCUCAUGGACCACCUGCGACGCACCGCGGUCAUGAUGAUACGUCUCAUGAGGAGUAUCGCGGCGUACUGUAUUAA
Paracoccidioides brasiliensis Pb18 is the source of this 2961-nucleotide messenger RNA. RefSeq lists its product as uncharacterized. The transcript has 3 exons. The record is from RefSeq and is a predicted model, not a curated record. Gene Ontology annotation, cellular component: plasma membrane. The coding region runs from base 1 to 2961 and encodes 986 amino acids. Gene Ontology annotation, molecular function: calcium-activated cation channel activity.